AUGAUUAUUUGGGGCUUUGUGGGCCAGAUGAUCUCUGUCCCAGAUACCCAGGUCCUCAGCGUGAGCAAAAUCAGAUGGCGAGACUCCGACAGCCAGUGCAGCCCCACACGGCACAGCCUCAGCCUGUCUGAGGGAGAGGAGCAGAUGGACCGUCUACAGCAUGUGGAGUUGGUGAGGACCACGCCCAUGUCCCACUGGAAGGCUGGCACAGUGCAGGCCUGGCUGGAGGUGGUGAUGGCCAUGCCCAUGUACGUCAAGGCCUGUGCAGAGAACGUUAAGAGUGGGAAGGUGCUGCUCAGCCUGAGUGACGAGGACCUGGAGUUGGGCCUGGGUGUGUGCAGCUCCUUGCACAGACGCAAGCUCCGCCUGGCCAUCGAGGACUACCGUGAUGCAGAGGCUGGCCGCAGCCUGUCCAAAGCCUCCGACCUGGACCAUCACUGGGUGGCCAAGGCCUGGCUGAAUGACAUCGGCCUGUCCCAGUAUUCCCAGGCCUUCCAGAACCACCUUGUGGAUGGGAGGAUGCUGAACUCCCUGAUGAAGAGGGACCUGGAGAAACACCUGAACAUCUCCAAGAAGUUCCACCAAGUCAGCAUCUUGCUGGGGAUAGAGCUGCUGUACCAAGUGAACUUCAGCAGGGAGGUCCUCCAGGAACGCCGAGCCCGUUGUGAAACACAGAACACCGACCCGGUGGUCUGGACCAACCAGCGGGUGCUCAAGUGGGUGCGUGAUAUCGACCUGAAGGAGUAUGCAGAUAACCUGACCAACAGCGGUGUCCAUGGUGCUGUGCUGGUGCUGGAGCCCACAUUCAAUGCUGAGGCCAUGGCCACUGCCCUGGGCAUCCCCAGUGGGAAGCAUAUCCUCCGGAGACACCUGGCAGAGGAGAUGAGCACCGUCUUCCACCCAGCCAACUCCACAGGCAUCCGGGAGUCUGAGCGCUUUGGGACUCCACCCGGCAGGGCCUCCAGCGUCACCAGAGCUGGGAAAGAGGAGAGCAGCGGCAACAGCAAAUAUAGAGCCAGCCGGCUGCCCCUGGGGAAGAUAGGGAGGGGCUUCAGCAGCAAAGAGCCUGAUUUUCAUGACGACUAUGGCUCCCUUGAAAACGAGGACUGCGCAGAGGAUGACCUCCAAGGCAGGCCUGAACAGUGCCGCUUGGAGGGAUACAACAGCCUGGAGGUCACCAACGUGUAAGAAAGCCACGUGACUCGACUCUGAAAGAGCAGAGAGAAGAGCAGCCCUAUGGCCCGGUGCUGUCCAUCCUCCCUGUACAGAGAGACCUGGGGCUGAGGGCAGAUGCCAGGACAGACUUUCCAGAGAUAGCCACCACUUCCAGUGGGCACCAAGGACAGAGACUGCCCAUCUAGGUGUCCUGUAUCUCUGAAGACAGGCCCUGAGGACACAUCAACCAGCCAUGACCCAGCAGGUGGCCCCAGCGCUGUGGGUUCAAGGAACAAGGCGGGUGCCCCUGGCAAUUUACACUGAACUUUCAAGAAGUGUCAGUCUCUGGAAUACCCCACUGGGAGGAGUAGGAAAGCCCCCAGCCAGCCUUGGCAGAGCCAGGAGCACUGAGGACCAGUUGCAAAGCCAGCCAGCAGUGGCUAAGUGGUGACUGCUACCCAUCAGGCCACUGGGCAGAGACUAUGAACUCUGACCUGGUCACUUGCUCUGGAAGGAUGCAAAAUGGCAUGGGCAUUCCUUCCACUUAAGGGCACUGCAUCAUGAGGUGGGCAUGUCGGGAGCAGGAGGGGAUCUCUGCAGGGCAAAGGGGCCUGGCAGCAGCAGCCCCAAGGGCUGCAGACAUCCUGUCACCAUAAUGAAUGUGACUUCAAGAAUGUGGGGGGAGAUGGGGUUUACUGAGUUCUGUCCCAAACAGCCAUUCCAAGCAUGGGUACAAAAUGGGAAAUUGCUGGUCAUUAACCCAACAAACCUCUGUUGUGACGUCACUUGAGACAGGUGUGCUCACCCAUGACCUAACAGCCAUGCAAAUCCGGCAGAACAAGGUCCCUGGGUUGUGGGAGUAAGGAGCUCCCAGCCCCUCUCUUGAUCCGACACUGUUUUACUGUACAGCUUCCUCCCAGUGGCCUCACCUCUCUGUGCCUCAGUGUCUUACCUAUAAUACUUCCAGUUCUUCCCAGGGCAGUUGUGAGGAUUAACAUUUGCUAACACUUGCCACAAGCUUUGAGCCUCUCAGGACCGGAUGGGGGAGGAAUGAGCCUAACAGUUUCCACCCACAACAUUUGCAGACACUGGAAGAGUUCACUCUGUUUUGGUUGGGUCAGUAGGCAAGAGGGGCGUGCAGAAUGUUUAAUAAUGAGAGUUUCCCAAAGCCCCCAGCAAGGCCUGGGAGAGCCUGUAGUCCUCCCGGGUGCAGCAUCCAGGG
Messenger RNA from Cricetulus griseus (Chinese hamster), 2377 nucleotides. The record is from RefSeq and is a predicted model, not a curated record. Lineage: Eukaryota; Metazoa; Chordata; Mammalia; Rodentia; Cricetidae.